Molecule: messenger RNA, 1563 nt
Organism: Fomitiporia mediterranea MF3/22
Lineage: Eukaryota; Fungi; Basidiomycota; Agaricomycetes; Hymenochaetales; Hymenochaetaceae
Exons: 7
Coding region: 123-1454 (443 amino acids)
Biological process (GO): ubiquitin-dependent protein catabolic process
Cellular component (GO): COP9 signalosome
Source: RefSeq, a predicted model, not a curated record
GACUGAAGUCCCGCACACCCCUAUUUCAAACUGUGUUCAAGGCAUCUUACGUCGUGUAUCAAAGCUGAUAGAAGUGGAACGCUCUCCUACUCACCCGAUCUCCGCAAUAGCAAAGCUUGAACAUGGCCUCAAGUUCCAAUGCCACAGCAUCGGGCUCCUCACAGGCGUCACUCGACGCCGCGCUGAACGAGAUCACAUCAUCUCAAGAUGACACCAAGCUCAACAGCUUUUUGAAUGGAUACGCUAAGGAAAUUAGAGAGGUGCUAUUUGCAGGGCUGCUUAGUACGGGCCAGGACCCACUUGCAAUCCUGAAUGUGCAGAACAACACACUCGGAUUUCUCUAUCUCUUGUCAGCACGUCUCACAGUACCGAACGCACCCAUUCCGCCUCUUCCGAUCAUUCAGCAAUUCUGCAAAGAGUUUGAUCCAGAGAAGGCACGCCUGGCUCCUGAACGAAUCACAUUAUUGGCAAAGGGAAUCGUCUCCCUGUACGAGACUCACGCUACGAUCGAUCAAUGUAUACCUCUUCUCUUUGACCUCGUCACUCGUUAUCCACCCACUCUUCACCAUCUGACAACACUACAUACUGUCUUCCUGCGUACCUGCGUCGCCACACGGCAUUUUGCCACGGCUUUACCAGUGAUUGAAGUACCGAUCACGGAAAUCGAACCUUCUAUCUCCGACUUGCAUUACAAUGACAACCUAAUAUACCACUAUGCUGGUGGUAUUGCUCUCGGGGCACUCAAGAAAUGGUCGGAUGCAGAGGAAUUUUUCGAAAUUGUCGUUGGUAGCCCUGCCCAGAUUCCGUCGGCGAUUCAACUGGAGGCUCUGAAAAAACUUGCACUUAUCCAACUGAUACAAUACGGAAAAGUAAAGGAUAUGCCAAAAUAUGUAAGUCCGACGCUCCUGAAUACAUUCAAGCGAUCACCGUACGGCGCAUUUGUGAACUACUAUCCGCUGCAAUUUGCUCAACUGGAGAAGCUCCUCGAGAAGGAGUCCGGUUUCUUCGACUCUGAUAAAAACCUUGGUCUAGUCAGGCAGGCACUCGAACGGGCGCGGCGAUGGGCAGUUAAACGACUGACGGGAAUCUAUAUUACCCUCUCUUUGUCUGAGAUCGGCCGUGCUGUGAAUUUGGUGGUCGACGAAUCCGUACGGUCACUCGUUAUUAACAUGAUCCAAGACGACGAGAUCGCGGGUUCGAUAUCAGCCGACGGAACGGUCACUUUUGAAGUCACUAUCCCGACCAUCAACAAAACUCAGGUGGAUGAACUUCUGGCGUCUGCUCAGCGUCACGGUGCUACACUUGCAGAGCUUGAUAGGAAAAUGGGACGUAGUCGAGAGUUCCUUAGCAAAUCUCUCAAGAAUAAGGAGCAGGGCGAAUGGACUCAUAUGAAUGAUGAGGACAUGUUUGGGGGUAAACAGAGUGAAUCAUGGGCAGAAGAGUCGAUGCUCUAAUGCUAACUCAGAUAAGGAUGUAAGUAUUUACGAGAGUAGUGUCAUAAUUAACAGAUGUGUAGUCAAGCAGCGAGGAUUAUGUAAAUUACCUGCUUCUUCCUGCCAUGGU